Molecule: messenger RNA, 4099 nt
Organism: Rattus norvegicus (Norway rat)
Lineage: Eukaryota; Metazoa; Chordata; Mammalia; Rodentia; Muridae
Gene: C1ql3
Product: complement C1q like 3
Exons: 2
Coding region: 844-1611 (255 amino acids)
Cellular component (GO): extracellular region
Source: RefSeq, marked validated
CUCCUCUUCUCCUGGCAGGUGGUACCCAGGCAGAAUUCUGCGUUCAGCCUCUCUCGUUCAGCUUUCGGCAGUGAGGCUUUCGCUGCUGCUGUCUAGCACCUAUCUCCGUCCCUGAGCUUCUCUGAGCCGCGGAUACUGCGAAUCGCCGCUGCUCCGCGCAUCUCGGGGGCUGCCCGACCCGAGCUUCUGCAGCCCUCUAGGGCUUUGGGGGUGCGCUUCUAUUAGAGUUGUGGUGGCUGCAAAAGAAAAAAAAAAAGAAAGAAAGAAAGAAAGAAAAAAAAAAGGCAAGGACAGACGAACCUAGUCUGCAAAGAAAAGAAACAAGAAGCAGGGGGAAAAAAAGGCAACUUCAGACGGAAAGUUGGUGAGAACUGGCGCAGUCUGCAAAAAAGGAAAAGUCGAUCGCCAGCAGCAGCGGCAUAAAAGUGUGAGCAGCUCCGGGCGAGCGCAGCAGGCGGCCGCUGGCUCUGCCCUCCGGGUGGCCGCUCCGGCACCCGCCGCAGCCACAGGUGCGAAGGGGCUAGCAGGAGGCGAGAGGGCGCCCUGAGCACCCCUCCCCCCAGCCCCCACCCCCCAGCUCGGGACUUCAGCUCAAGUCACUUGGCGCCCCAGCUCCCUCCCUAGCCGCAGCCUCAGCGGGGGGAGCAGGAGCCGGUGAAGAGCGACCGGCGCGCGCCCGCCCAGGGGAGUUGGGGUUCGAAGGGGGAUUGUUUUCGGCUCUGAGGAGGUCCCCGCCCAACCUUCAAAAUUUUGUCCAAAAGCAGACAAGAGGAUCGGCCCGCGCUGAGCCGGCUCGUGGGCAGCAGGAGGCGCCUGAUCGCCGCCGGGGCGCUGGGGGUGGUGAUGGUGCUUCUGCUGGUCAUCCUCAUCCCGGUGCUGGUGAGCUCGGCCGGCACGUCGGCGCACUACGAGAUGCUGGGCACCUGCCGCAUGGUCUGCGACCCCUACGGGGGCACCAAGGCUCCCAGCACCGCCGCCACCCCGGACCGGGGCCUCAUGCAGUCUCUGCCCACUUUCAUCCAGGGUCCCAAAGGCGAAGCGGGCAGGCCGGGGAAGGCAGGCCCGCGUGGGCCCCCGGGAGAGCCCGGACCACCGGGCCCCGUGGGGCCCCCAGGCGAGAAGGGGGAACCAGGGCGCCAAGGUUUGCCCGGCCCGCCUGGGGCGCCCGGCCUGAAUGCCGCCGGGGCCAUCAGCGCGGCCACCUAUAGCACGGUGCCCAAGAUCGCCUUCUAUGCUGGCCUCAAACGGCAGCACGAAGGCUACGAGGUGCUCAAGUUCGACGACGUGGUAACCAACCUCGGAAACCACUACGAUCCCACCACGGGCAAGUUCACCUGUUCCAUCCCGGGUAUCUACUUCUUCACCUACCACGUCCUGAUGCGCGGAGGGGACGGCACCAGCAUGUGGGCUGAUCUCUGCAAAAACAACCAGGUGCGUGCCAGUGCAAUUGCCCAAGAUGCUGACCAGAAUUACGACUAUGCCAGUAACAGUGUGGUCCUUCACCUGGAACCAGGAGAUGAAGUCUACAUCAAAUUAGACGGUGGCAAAGCUCACGGAGGAAACAACAACAAAUACAGCACGUUCUCUGGAUUUAUCAUUUAUGCUGACUGAUAAUGCAGACGCUGAGCUUGCUGUUCUGAGUGUGAACGCUGGAUUCCUAUGGCUAACGUCAGUGAAUCGAGGAUCCCAGGGGAUGCCCAUUGCAGGGGCAUCUCGGUUGUGUAAAUGUGGGGAGAUCAAAUGCUACCUGACUCACAUCUGUAUUACUCAGACACAUUAUGUAAAAAAAAAAAAAGUAUUUAACGCAAGAUAAGCAGAUGUGUGAUCCACUACCGCCAAAGCAAAUACUCCUUACUGUUAGUGUCCAUGUGAAUGAAGUCCUAUAUAGACCACAAAUUUUUAUAGAAAAAUCUAAGACACUGAAUUAUUUCUCCGAUAUCUAUGAUACUUUGGUGUACUGUGAUCUUGCUGCUUUACCUACAUGUCAGCUUUGGUUCUUGUGAGAUUACCUGCUUAUUGAGGUACUUGGAGUCUACUUGUAGUGUAGGGAGGAGUGGUUUUCCCUGCAGGAGAGGGUCUGAUUGAAAUAAUGCUGCUUGUCCCCAAAGAUAUUGUUUGCCUUGUACUCUGGUUAUCUUUAGAGCUAGACCUGGGAAUGAUUCAACUUGAAGCCUUAACCUGGAAUUUUCUGGUUUUGUGGGAACUCCCAAGCCUGUGAUCAUUUUCCCAUUUUUUUUCCUCUUCAUGUGACUUUUUUUCCCCCCUCUCUUUUCUGGUGAUAGUCUUAAAAAAAUAGAGAUUGAAAUUGUAUCAUAGAAUUACCCUCUAAGUGUGAAAAUGUAUAGUUAUGUACGGUAUUUAGAAAAAAAAACCCUGUCUGUCCAUUUCAUCAAUAGAAUACAUUUAGACUCUCUUGAACAGUCAGACAGAUUUAUUCUUUGGUAUGAAGUCAGAUGGAGGCUUUUGCCUUCUUUGGAACAAAAGAUUGUUCAUAACCUAAGGCACAAAAAGUUUAAUUUGAGCUACUGCAUGGGUCACCAAGGGGACACUAAGUAAGGCCUUCAAACACUUACCGCAAAUCUGUAGCCUGAGGUUGUUUCAAAAUUAACAGUUUCACAUAGAACCAAUAUGCCAACAAAGUGUAUAUAUUUUAUAUAAAUAUCUGCCACACACUUAUUUAUAUACAUAUACGUUAGAUGAAAAUAUUAUAUAUACAUGGCUUCAGUCCACUAGACACAGUGGCGGUAGAGCUCAAAAAAACUAAUUUAAAAAGUAUAUAUGUAUUCACACAGAACCAUGCACAAAUUAUUUGACUUAUUUUAGAUUGAAAUAUAUUUUAGAUGACACAAAUAUAGAGAGUAGUAAAGUCAUAAAAGCGACUUCUCUUUAAGGGUUAUCCAGAAAAUCAAAUCGCAGUAGAUUCCAAUGCCCCAUGUUGCACAUGUGAGAGUUACUUGAUCCCGUGGUUACCGUACUCCAUAUGCACUCUUUGGCAGACCCCUAACACAGGAGCUUGUUUCCUUGUUUCCUUGUUUAGGAAACAAGGAGCUCUCCCUCACAGUGUUUAUGAAACAAACACAUUCCAGUAGUCAAUUCUUUCUUUUCUUUCUGCUGGUUUGAAGCUGACAGGAUAGUGCGAACCCAUUCUCUCUAGUUAAAAACACUGCCAAGAGCCAUCUCUUUAGUGUAAGGGAAAGACCAAAACGCAUGCGAACAUGUCCUAGUAGCACACAAUUUCCCCUCUUACAGUGGGAAAUCUUUUUCCCCUUUUAGUUGCCUUUAAACACUCUUGACAAGUAGAUUUCAAAACCAGAUAUUUAAAAAUCUGCUUGGUUUACUGCGGAGGGACAUUUGCAUUUUUCCCUUUAAAGGAGUUGGGCUGUUCUUUGGGCUCAUUGGCAUUGGUACUUUCUGUUCUAAUAUACAGAGAGCUCCAUCAGCCAUGAUCAACCGAAAUAGCUUUAGUUCAGCAAACCUUGACUUUCCAAGAGUUAUACAUGGUGUUCCCAUCUAAAGGUGGUGUUUGCUGUGUUUAAAUGCCUAGGUCUGAGUAACUGUCAUGAUUGAUAUGAUAAAAACACUUAGAUCAUUCAUCAAGCAUAGUGACAAAUUUGAUUUGGCCCUCCUAACAUAUAUGGUAACGACUCACCAAUGAAUUGCCAACUGUUUUAAUGUCUAUUUAACAGUAUAUAUUUGUCAAAGACGGAUUGGAAGCAAGGGAUUAGAGAUUUGGGUACCAAAUCGCAUAGCGAGGGUUCAAAGGAUUAGCUUUUAAACAACAGUGUACAUCAAUUAAGCGAAUUAGCUAAUAUUUUGAAAAGGCUUUAUUAGCACAGAACUUCAUGGCUGGAUCUCUUCUAAAGAGUGGUGUUUACAAACAGACUGUCAUUUCCAAUAGACCUGACCUUUUCCUUAGAUAAAUAAGCAUUAUUUUCUCUGUUUAGGCCUGAGGAAAAAAGAAAUAAAAGGUAAAUGAAAUAAAGGGACUAUAUAUAAGGCAAGCAUUUCUUUUUUUCUUUGCAUUAUAACAUGAAUUAAUUAAAUUGUGGCCUUUGUUAUAAUAACUGUAAUGAUUCAUUAAACUAUAUUAUGUAAUAUA